Molecule: messenger RNA, 1674 nt
Organism: Lathyrus oleraceus (garden pea)
Lineage: Eukaryota; Viridiplantae; Streptophyta; Magnoliopsida; Fabales; Fabaceae
Exons: 3
Coding region: 1-1674 (557 amino acids)
Source: RefSeq, a predicted model, not a curated record
AUGGCUGAAGUUCCUCCAGUUCCACCUCUACCUCCAGAGAGAUUCCUUGGUAAUUAUGGAGGUGCAAAUGCAUCAGGUGAUAGAUUAACAAUUGUUAACCAACCAGUGAAUGUGACUAAUUUUCAACUGCAUCCUAGCACAAUCAAUCAAUUUGAAAGAAAAUCUUUCACCAGAAAGGAUUUGAUCUCUGAUUUGACUCUCAGUAAGCGUGAUGACUUCGGAAAAGACUAUGGGAAAAUUUUGAGCCUUCUGACUAAGAAAGUUGACUAUGGGAUUAUCAGCUCUUUGGCACAAUAUUAUGACCCACCUCUACGUUGUUUCACAUUCACUGAUUUCCAACUAGCUCCUACUUUGGAGGAAGUUGAGAGAAUUGUGGGUCUCAAGUUGAAAGAUUUUAAUCCAUUUCCAAAGCUCGAAGAGGAAGCGGGCCCAAAGAAGAUAGCUUUAGCCCUAAGUAUCAAUGUCCCAACUAUUCUAGACAAUUGGGUCGAGAAAAGGGGUUUCAAAGGUUUUGCCAUGAUGUUCUUGGAAGAUUUAGCUCUGAAGUUCAAGAAAAAAGGAAAUUGGAACGCAUUAUAUGUUGUGUUGGCUUUAUUGAUCCAUGGGAUUGUGCUCUUCCCAAACAUUGAAAAGUUUGUGGAUCAUGUAGCCGUAGAAGUCUUUCUCUCUGGAAAUCCUGUACCAUUUCUCUUAGCUGACAUUUGCCAUGCCCUUCACGCUCGACAUGAAAAGAGGGGUGGAACUUUGUUAUGCUAUGCUCCUUUGCUUUAUACUUGGUUCAUGCAACAUAUUCCCGAAAAAGGCCCUUUUAUGGCAAAGGAACUUAAAUCUCCUCAAAGACUAGCUUCUCUCACUGCAAGUUCCAUCAAAUGGUAUAUCCGAGAGUGGGAAACCCCAGACAUCAUUGUCAGCUGUGAGGAAUUUUCUAAUGUGCCGUUGUUAGGUACUAAGGGUUGCAUCAAUUAUAACCCUGUGUUAUCUCGAAUGCAACACGGUUACUCCAUGGAUGGUCCUCCCGAAGCAAAGGACUUACAGCCAUUUGUGCUCUUUGACAUCCAAGCAAGUAAUCCUGAUGUAAGAGUGAUCCUAAAGGCUUGGUUGAAGAUUGUUAGGAAGGGUAAAGAGUUUGGAAAAAGAAACACUCUUGUCAAAGAACCUUACACUCGAUGGGUGAAAGAAAGAGUUGAAGAAAUCCAUUUGCCAUUUAUCUUUAAUGCUUCAGCUUUUCCUAAAAUUCCCGAGCCAAAGCCCAUACUCCCUGAGGACAUGGAGAAACUCGCUGCUAAAGUUAAGGAGCUCGAGUUGGAGAAUACCGAAUUACAGAUUCAGAUGAACCAAGCUAUCUUGGAAAAUCAAAAUUUGAAGGAUGAACGUAAGGGGAAAGCCCAAGAGGCUAGGGCAACCUUAGAUGAAUAUCAGCAGGUCAUCAAGAAACUCCAAGAGCUCUAUGUUGAAUGGAAUGGCAAGUUCCGCAACUUAGCUAGAUUUGUUAACCUCAACAUGUUGGAACUCCCAGAAAAACUCCAAGAAGCCGAUUGGUGUAUGUGUCCAGAAAACACACCUCCUCAAAUUUUCAAUUUUGACAAGUUUUGCAAGAAAAUGAUGAAGGAGCUCACCACAGAUCUUGCUACGAUCAUAAGAGCUGAGACGGAGCUUAAGUUUACUUGUACUUGA